This is a messenger RNA of Lycium ferocissimum, 996 nucleotides long. Its product is annotated as non-specific lipid transfer protein GPI-anchored 21-like. Lineage: Eukaryota; Viridiplantae; Streptophyta; Magnoliopsida; Solanales; Solanaceae. Bases 110 to 781 code for a protein of 223 amino acids. The record is from RefSeq and is a predicted model, not a curated record. The transcript is spliced from 5 exons.
UUAAUGUCUUCCAUAUCCAACACCAAGCUUCUAUACAUUCAUCUUUCCUCCUUGGUCCUAGCACAUUCCCUUUUAACUAAUUCUCCAAAUCUUUAAAAUUCAUUCAAAUAUGGAAGGGUUGAAAUUCUUAAAGAAUUCACAACAGUUAGUGUCAAUUUUGGCCAUUGUCUUAACGAUUUUCAGCACUCAAUUAGUUUCAGGGCAGAAUGGUACAGCGUGUAGCGCGGCAAUGCUACGUAGUUUUAGCCCUUGCAUAAACUUUAUUAGCAAUGGUGGGAGCAAUAAUUCUUCGCCAACUUCAGAUUGUUGCCGAUCUCUCAAGUAUGUCAUGAGCAAUGGCACAGAUUGCCUCUGCCUUAUUGUUACUGGAAAUGUUCCUUUUCGCGUUCCCAUUAACAGGACUUUAGCAAUUUCCCUCCCUAAAGCUUGUAACAUGGCUGGUGUCCCCUUCCAGUGCAAAGCAUCACCUUCCCCUAAUCCAGCUCCAGGUCCAGCUAACUUAAGACCAACAGAAUCUCCUAGGUCAUCUCAAAGACCUAGGUCACCUCCAUCUCCUAGUCCUGAAGCUGCUAAUGUACCUCAGCCAUUCACACCUCCUUCGGGACCAGUGGCUGAUAAAACACCAGAUUUAUCACCACCUCCAACAGACAGCGUUGGAGACCCUGAUACAAAUUCCGGAUUUAAGCCUAAUUUGAUACCAUCAGCAGCUCAGAGUUCCCAGAGAUUUUCAGUAUUUGUUCUUCUAGCAGCCUGUGGAGUGAUGGCUUUGCAGUUUAACUGAAUUGGCAACUCACUCCCUCUUUUUGGGAAAAAAAAAAAAAAUGGAUAUAUUUUAGGGAGCUUGCUUGUAGCUUAUAGAGUAUAUUUUAGGGAGCUUGCUUGUAGUUUAUAGACAUUCGUUCGAAGUGUGAUGUACAUCAGUUUGGCCCUGUUUUGAUAACAUUCAUUGCAUUGAGUGUCAUGGAAAAUAACAAAUUUGAGGUCUCAAGAUGUAGA